CAGCGCUGAUGUAAACAAGGAAAUGGAAACGUAACAGCUCACAAAUACGGUAAAUGAGAAAACAACUUCUCGCAUUUGCACUGGAACAAGGUAUCGUUUCUCUCCGACUGUCUGUUUAGAGACACGCCACGGCUCUCAUUGUGACUCGCCUUUCUCCCUCACUGAGAUCGUUGUUAUUCAAUUGAAAAUGGAAGAAAUCCACAAGAGGAUUCUUCAGCGCAACAGGAUCAAUCUUGUGAGAGACUUGGACCCAUCGAGCCUCUAUGACGGACUGCUUGAAAAGGGAGUUUUUACCCAAGACAUGAUCGAUGAGAUUAAGAGCGCGGGGACCAGGCGUGACCAGGCCAGAAAGCUGGUGCAGGACUUGGAGACGCGUGGCAGUCGGGCCUUUGCCAUGCUCCUGCUGUGCCUCGAGGAGACGGACCAGCACGGUUUGGCAGAACUUCUUCAGCGUGCGGCUCCAGCGGUUCAGAUCUGGCCCGCAGCGCCCAAUCAGGUGGUCGACCUCCCGGUUGUCCGGCCCCUUCCUCUUUCCCUUUGUACUGAUGUUGAACAGCAGGGAAAAGACAACGUCCCCAUCUAUCCAAUACAGAAACCCAGUCCCAGUCCAUCCCCUGAAAGGGAGAACACAUUAACAAGGCCACCAGGCAGAACUCGACGGGAUAGUAUUCAGAGCUAUAAAAUGGAUGCCAGCCCUUGUGGACAUUGUCUCAUCAUAAACAACGUAGAGUUUGAACCUGACAGCGAGCUGAGCAAUCGCAAAGGGUCCAACAUAGACUGCGACAAGCUGGAGAAAAGAUUCAAGGCCCUCAACUUCAUUGUGGAAGUGAGGACGAACCUGAAACAAAGACAAAUCAAACAUGCACUGUCGGCCUUAUCUAAGAAAGACCAUUCACAGUGUGACUGCUGUGUGGUCAUCAUGCUGUCCCACGGGACUGAGGUGAGUCACAACCGCUUCCCGGGUGCCGUGUACGGCGUGGACGGACAGCAUGUCCCAGUUCAGCUCAUCACAAACUACCUCAAUGGCCAGCAUUGUCCGUCAUUGCAGGGCAAACCUAAACUUUUCUUCAUCCAGGCCUGCGGAGGAGGUGAGCGAGACACAGGAUUCGAGGUGUCUCCGGAUGAGGUUGAACCAUCCAUCGGCGGGGCAGACGAUCAAACGGACGCCAUUCCGAUGUCAUCCAGCAGCGACUCUCUGAGCCUAUCCGACGAAGUGGACGCCAGAGCAACGCUGCCCACCCCGAGCGACAUUCUGGUGUCCUACUCUACUUUUCCGGGUUAUGUUUCUUGGAGGGACACCCAGUCCGGCUCGUGGUACGUCGAGACUCUAGACCAGGUUCUUGAGCAAAACGCUGCUACCGAUGACUUGGUCACAAUGUUGAUGAUGGUUAACCAUGAAGUCUCCCAGAACUCUGCCAAAGGGCUCUACAAGCAAAUGCCCGGUUCCUUCAACUUCCUCCGCAAACUUCUCCACUUUCAAACCCACGCCUAGCGGCAAAGUUCAGGGAAGUUGCACUUCCAAGUUUCGCUUUCAGGGAAUGUCAGUCUAUUUCAAUACUAUAAGGCAGAGUGAUUUCAUCAGUAACGUAUGAAUAUGCAGAAUCCUGUUUGUAUUUCUACAAACCCAAUAAUGUCUUAAUAUAAACUUCUCAUAGUUGUAUUGUGGUGCUCUAUUUUUAAUAGUUGGUAUCUUUUAAAAAUGAACUGUUUGGGUGUAGGGCAAAUUUCUGGGAGAAAAUAUUUAUGUCCUAAGAGAAUGUUUGGUGAUUUUUUAUAUUCUUGGUGUAUUUAUUGUCAGGUGCCAAAAUUUACUUUCAAAUUUCAAUCAUGGUUCAAAACAUUCUCUUAAAAUUACAAACGUUACAAGACGUUUCUGACUUCAUGUCAGGUUCAUUUCCCAUUUUUACCGUGUUUCAAGUUUAUUUCGUAUAGUUGUCAAGAUUUCUCUUUUUGCAUUGUUUUUUAUAUAUAAUAAUCAAUUUUUCAUAAAAACAAUGGACGAUUGUCUUGUGUAACAGGAUUCAGAAUAAAUGUCAGCAGAGUUGUCAAGAGGCAGAGGUCGUCUUUGUAGAAUUUUUAAACAACAAAAAGAAACAAAACAAAUAACUAGGAGUAUCUCCAGCAUUUGUCAAAUAAACUCCGCUAUCUGACUCACCGGGUUCCUCUCCCAACACAUCUCCUCCCUGCUGUCUUUCCUCCUUCUCCUUUUGUACCCGCCCCUUGAUGAGAUGAUGAGGUCCAGGUGCAUCUCCUGGCACACCUGAUCUUGAUGAUCAUGUUUCUGAAAUGUGUCUUCCGCUUUAGUACAGCUCAGUUUAAUAAGGUGCAGCUGGCUGCUCACACUGUGCUACAGGUGUUUAUUGUGCACAUAGUUAGACUUUGAACUCCAAACAUCAGGAAAUGGUGCUUGGGACUUGUGCUUUUUGUGAUGCAGGUAUCUUCUCUGAGUUUGUUUCCCCCUCCACUGCCACCAGGGGACUCCAUUCAAGCAGAAAUGGUCCGUCUCAGGUUAGCUAGAAUUUGUACCAGACAUUGAACAAAGCCUUGUUACAAUACUCUCUAAUAAGAAAUCAGUCUCUAUCAUGACUUGGUCAAUCGGAAAAAAGUUUUGAUUAAAAUGCAUAAGUCCUGGGAAUGGCCUAAAAGGGGGAGGGUAUAAAAAAGCAAGGUGAAUAAUUCGGUCAUUAAAAGGACAAUAUGUGUGUAAAAUUCAAUGACAAUUCUGAACAGUUACACACAGUUAACUUUCCCCAAUUUCUCUACGCUCUGUAAAACAACACAAAUAAACCUUUUCAAAUGUUAGUAUAAAUAAAGUUGAAACUCAUAGUUGAUAAUUGUUGACCUAUGAAUGCUGAAUUAAGAAAUUGGUAGAACAGUUUGGUGACUUUGUACCGAAAGGUUUGGUUCUAUUUAUACACCUAAAGUUUCUUCCUUGUGUAGUUUUCUUUUUUUAAGCUGAUGGACAUCACAGCGGCAUCAGAGUUGCGACAUGAAAUUAUUAUAAAUAUUUGUGCAUUAUUGUAUCAGGCUUUUUACCCCCUUUACCAUCCCCAAAAUAUUCUUUUGGAAUAAAACUUCAUGCAACCAA
This is a messenger RNA of Gasterosteus aculeatus aculeatus (three-spined stickleback), 3088 nucleotides long. RefSeq names its product caspase 9, apoptosis-related cysteine peptidase (gene casp9). The record is from RefSeq and is a predicted model, not a curated record. Gene Ontology annotation, molecular function: cysteine-type endopeptidase activity. Gene Ontology annotation, biological process: regulation of apoptotic process; proteolysis. Lineage: Eukaryota; Metazoa; Chordata; Actinopteri; Perciformes; Gasterosteidae.